CGCGGUCCGUCCGUUGACGAGACGACGCGGACGAGCGCGUGCGAGCGGGACUUUGUCGAAGGAUACGCGAAGGCGAAGCCUGAGAUCAUCGGGCGCGCAAGGUAACCGAUUGCUCGCGCGUGUGCAAAGACGAAGGGGGAAAGGAAAACAGAAGCGCAGAGGAACGAAGGUCCGCGGCGACGAGGAUGCGUCUCCGUUUGCAAAAUUCCAGAAAGAAAUGGACAGGGACCAUAGGGAGCAGCGCGAUAAUCACGAUAAUCUGAGCGAGAAGGAGCCGGACUUGGGCAAAAUUGGAAUGGCUUUUCGCAGCCUCUCCCACCACCGCGACCGUACGCCGGAUGCCGAUGCAGAGAGAGAUAUGGAUAUAGACCCGGCUGAUCACGCCGAGAACCUGCACGACGACAAGCCCGAGAAGUUAGGGAGGAAUUUCCACAAUAUAGGGCAUCACCCAGCCAUGAGAGACGUAGAUAGGGAUCAAAAUAAUCACGUCGACAUACACGACGACAAGAUGGACCACAAGAUGGGAAGGGACUUUCGCAAUCUCGGCCAUCAUCCUGGAAUGAUUCACUUGCACUCCGGCAUGGAGCAUUUAAGUAAUGUCGACGUUGAGGUGAAGUUGGCGAGGGACGUGCGCGGCUCGUUAGGCUUAGGGCUAUCCUUGGAGCUCUGCGUAGUUUGUGGGGAUAGAGCUAGUGGUAGGCAUUACGGGGCGAUCAGCUGCGAGGGCUGCAAGGGUUUUUUCAAGCGCAGCAUCCGCAAGCAGCUGGGCUACCAAUGUCGAGGAAGCAAGAGUUGCGAAGUUACCAAACACCACAGAAAUCGCUGUCAGUAUUGUAGACUUCAGAAGUGCUUGGCGAUGGGCAUGAGAAGCGAUUCUGUGCAACAUGAGAGAAAACCGGUGUUGGGUGACUCGGCCGCGACAAAAGUUGGCAGCCGUAGUCCCAGGGUAAAACCUGAACCACAGCAACCCGCGCCCGAGGCACCGCCGGCUUGGGAGCAACCCGAAAGCCCCAGCAUGGAAGACCAAAGCAGCGACAGUGACGCUCUCAGCGACGCUCUGACCUUAGCUCGCGAGCGUUUACUACUUUCUCAUGCGUUAGCCGAUAGCAUGGCUAAAAUCAUUGGUGACAAUGUUAAUGGUUCGAGCGAGCCGGAGGAAGAAUGGACCGGCCAAUUAAUCUCCGAGCGAAAUACGUUGUUCGAAUUGAGAGCGCCUAGCCCAGCACCCGUGUAUUUAUCUAUUCACUACAUAUGCGAAAGUGCAGCCAGAUUACUAUUUUUAUCUGUGCAUUGGGCGCGAGGUAUUCCGGCAUUUCAAGCUUUGCCAUCUGAAGUUCAAACUACUUUAGUUCGAAGUUCCUGGGGACAGUUGUUUACAUUAGGUCUGGCACAAUGUGCAUACACUCUGUCACUUCCUGGUAUUUUGACGUCGAUAAUCAAUCACUUGCAAGCUAAUAUCGCACAAGAGAAAGUCACCGCGGGCAAAGUAAAAUGCGUUACGGAGCAUAUAUGUAGACUACAGGAUUGCGUGAGUUCGCUACACAAACUGCAAGUGGAUUCCGUCGAGUAUGCAUAUCUUAAAGCUUUAACGCUUUUUAGUGCUGAUAAUAUUCUGGCAGGAAUUUGGCGUAAGAAGGUUGAGGUCUUGCAGGAAGCGGCGUGGACGGAGCUACAUCAGCGUGUGGGCUCUGAUAGAUUACCUCGUCUUCUACUGAGGUUAGCACCUCUCCGUUCGAUUAAUCCUAGAGUUCUGGAGGAUCUCUUUUUCUCGGGACUCAUCGGGCGAGUAAGCGUGGCUAGCGUCGUGCCUUAUAUCCUUACCAUGCAAGAUUAUAAGACCGAGCCGGAAAGUCACGCGGGGUGACGAAUACCGUCAGUGCAAUGUAAAUCGUGACCUAAAAGAGUGAUAUACACGUAAUGCUAGAUGCCUCAAACGUUUCCGCACAACGAAGGCGGUCACUCCAAACGUGAGUGGUCGAGAUAAUUUUUAUUUUCGCAUUUCCCCUUUCGACUAUUUGCACAAGAGCAUAAUGAUACAAUCAUGAAACGCGCAUAAAUUUGAAUGAUUAUUAAUGUAUGUAUUACAAUGUAAUGAUAACUGUACAUAUAUAUCUACAUCUAGAUAUAUGUACAUAUUUUUAUGUUUAGAACGUAGAUAUGUAUUGUAUAUUAUGGCGCAGAAUCUACUUGUUUAUAAUGUUGACUUCGUGUCCAACAAUUCUUUAUUUAUUACAUAGUGGAUGAACAUUAUACAAAACUUUCCCAAGAUAUGGCAACUUGGCACACCUUGUUGAGUUACAAUUUCAAGUAAGAGCUUGAAUAGCACUGCUCGUUAAAGUAAACCAUCUAUGAAGUUAUAAUCAGGGAAUAUUGACAUUAUAAUAUUUAUAUAUACGGUAAAGCCUCAAGUUAAUGAACUAAAGGAGAAAGGAGCGUUUAACACUGAAAGUCUAUCAAAUCGAAUUAUUUAAUUUACUAUAGUCGCGAUUCAGAGAUCACAGAAACUCUGUAUCCUAAACCUAAUAGCGCGAUAUCUUAAAGUAGACUGACAAUGAGAUCGACACAAAGCGAGUUUACCCCACGCUAUCCAAAACAAGUGUGAUAUGACAAUGCAUGAUACGACAUUUAAUAUAUUGGAUGGUUGCAUAUGAAACCGCCCGUUGGCAAUAAAUGGUAUUAGAUACACUAUUUCUUCGAAUUGAAGCUGACAAACCACUCAAAAAAUUUGAGGACAUGGAAUUGGAUGCGUUGUUGGACGAAGACUCGAGUUUAAUGCUGGCGAAUUUGGACGAAGACUUAAAUGUGGACAAAUCAACAGUUUGCAGACGACUACAGACGCUGGGACGAGUGCAGAAGCAAAGAAAUUGGGUACCCCCACCUAUUGAAGGUACGGGACAUUGAACGACGGAGAACCACUUGUGAACUGCUGCUUGAACAACAACAACGAAAGGGUUUUUUUCCAUCAAAUCGUGACAGGAAAUGAAAAAUUGAUCUAUUUCGACAAUCCGAAGCGAAAAACAGUACGGGUACGUCCUGGGGAACCAGGUCUCCGUCGACGCCAAAAAGAAACAUCCACGCCAAUAAGGUUAUGCUCUGUAUCUGGUGGGAUCAAAGGGGUGUCGUGUAUUAUGAACUGCUAAAACCGUCGGAAACCAUCACUGGUGAUCGUUAUUGACUGCAACUGAUCCGUUUGAAGCGAGCUCUGUACGAGAAGAGGCCGGAAUGGAACAAUCAUGACAAGUUGAUUUUGCAGCACGACAACGCCAGGCUACAUGUUGCUCAACUAGUCAAAAAGUACUUAGGAAUGAACUGGGAAAUUCUACCCCACCCGCCGUAUUCCCCAGACAUCGCUCCCUCUGAUUUCCAUUUGUUCCGAUCGAUGCAGUCAGCACUUAAGGCAAAGCACUGCACCUCGUACGAAAAAGUAAAAAAAUGGCUAGAUGACUGGGAAUUGCUUCCAAAGAACCCGAAUUCUUCCUGCGUGAAAACCGAUUGUUGCCCGAAAGUUGGGCGAAGGUUGUCUGUUCCGAUGGGCAAUACUUUGAAUAAACCAGUUCGUCGAUUUGCUAUCAGAUCACUAUCUUUUCUUUCGCUUAACAAUGGACAGUUUCAUAUGCAACCACCGAAUAUAUACUGUAUUAUUAUUUGUUUGAUCCGUUAAAUUCGAAAUCUUAUAUCGGGAUCCAUUAAAUCGUUACUGUGUAUUUUAAUAUUUACUGUGUAUGUAUAAUAUUAUAAUGCUAAUUUUUAUAUAUAUUUGAUAUAAUAAAGUUACAAUUAUGAUUAUAUACAUACAGAUAUAAUUAAAACACAGCAGUUGCACGCUGUUGCAUUUUUAAGUAUCCAUGGGACAAAAUGCGAUAUCUCGAAAAUGGGCUUCUUCAAUCUGUGAUAUAAUUUCACAGGAAAAGUUUUGUAUUGGCACAUUACUUACACAAAAUGUAGAAGGCGAUAUGUUUAUAAUGUAUUAUGAUUAACAGUAAGAUUGUUAUAAAAUUACUUAGUCUAUUCUACAUGUCUGCUGAGAAGACAAGAUUUUUGUUUGAAGCGUUAGGCGUUUAAAUAAACGAGACAAGUUAAAAUUAGAACAACUUCGUUGUUACUUGUUUACAGAAAUGUUGAUGUAAAAUAACGCGCGUGAUUCAGAUUUUCUAUAACAUAAAAAGAGAAGUCACGAUAACAUAUUUUUGCUUCCAAUAUACAAAUCAAAGUUUACGUGCACAAAUUACCUGUGACUUGUUCGGAGUGGACAAUAAAAUCAUAUUUUUUGUAAGAGAAAAGCGUGGAUACUUAACAUAGCUUAGGCAUACAUGAGUUGUACAUGAGUUACUUAAUUGAAAAUGUAAAUUUCGUAUUGUUAAUAUAUUGUAAUUACGUAUUUUACCGUACUGUAAUUAUAUAUUGUAAUAAUUAUAAUUAAGUAACUCUAUACGCAGUAUUUCAUAAAUAUUUUAAUGGUUCUGGAGAUACAAGAUAACAUUAGUAUCUUUAAGUUAUAUUAUACUUAAUAUCCCCUUCAUCAAUUAACAAACCAACGAAAUAUUGCAGCCUUGUAUCAUUAUCAUGCGUAUACUCUUGAAAAAAUUUAUUUUUAAGUUAAAAAACUGGUCUUAAAUACUUUUCAAGAAAUUUGUAAGAACUUUUAAUUUUUUAUAAGUAUCUUUUUGCAGAAGUUAAUUGUUAGUUGUAAGGAUUUUUCAACGGUAUAAUCAACUUCUCAGUUAAAGGCUAGAAUUUAGAUAACAUUAAAUGUGUCGGAAAUUAAAAUUGCCUCUUAACAAGGUACUAUUUUGCGAUGUCGAUAAUGAUAUAUUGUCAUUGUUAUUAUUAAAACAACGUUUAAUAGUCGGAUACAAUCUUUGAUAUGUUGAUAUGACCAAUAUCUUUACUGAAUAACAUAGAUUUCUGGAACUUGAUUUUAGGAUUAAUUGCCGUAGCUUGACCGUUUAAACGAUUUCUCGGAUCAUCUUCGGGAUUUAAGUGCUUUCUGCGUUUCAGCGUUACGCUUUGCUGCUAACGCCUCUGUAUUAUUCGAAUAUAAGUUACGGGAUCGCCGCAAUAGCAUUUAAAUUUCGGAAUGUAUCCUUAACGAGACAAUACGUUGCGAUAUGAUAUUUCGCGGAUGCAUUGCAAAGGAAAUUGUAUAUACGUGUAAGAAUGUGCCUACAUAAGAAAGAUAUUUAUAUGGAUGUUAUAAGAAUUUUGUAAUUAUUGUUAUGUAAGUAACGAGAUAUAGUUAAAACAUCAGAGAUACCUGAAAAUUCGUUGCAACGCAAUUUCACUACAAGGAGAACGAUGUGUACAUACUUAACAAACACACAUGUAUUUAAACGCGUCGGCAAUAUAACAUAUAUUUACGAUACGAAAUAAACAUUAUUAGAGGACAUGUA
Messenger RNA from Vollenhovia emeryi, 5390 nucleotides. It is a transcript of the gene Hr78, whose product is annotated as orphan steroid hormone receptor 2. The coding region runs from base 218 to 1864 and encodes 548 amino acids. The record is from RefSeq and is a predicted model, not a curated record. Lineage: Eukaryota; Metazoa; Arthropoda; Insecta; Hymenoptera; Formicidae. Gene Ontology annotation, biological process: anatomical structure development; cell differentiation; regulation of transcription by RNA polymerase II. Gene Ontology annotation, molecular function: RNA polymerase II cis-regulatory region sequence-specific DNA binding; zinc ion binding; nuclear receptor activity. The transcript has 9 exons.